Cherax quadricarinatus is the source of this 1098-nucleotide messenger RNA. Lineage: Eukaryota; Metazoa; Arthropoda; Malacostraca; Decapoda; Parastacidae. The record is from RefSeq and is a predicted model, not a curated record.
UGUUUUACAGCUUCAGUAUUUUUGCCUCAUGCAGACUAUUCUAAAGGAUUUGGCGGCAAGUUUGGCGUACAGACGGAUAGGCAGGACAAGUCUGCCGCUGGCUGGGACCACAUUGAGAAAGUGGACAAACAUGAGAGUCAGAAAGAUUACUCUCAGGGCUUUGGCGGUAAAUUUGGUGUGCAGAGUGAUAGGCAGGAUAAGUGUGCUGCAGGCUGGGACCAUAUUGAGAAGGUGGAGAAACAUGAGAGCCAGAAAGAUUAUGUUGUUGGGUUUGGAGGGAAGUAUGGUGUGCAGAAAGACCGGCAAGACAAAACUGCCCUGGGAUGGGACCAUAUUGAGAAAGUGGAGAAGCAUGAGAGCCAGAUUGACCACUCCAAGGGCUUUGGUGGGAAGUUUGGAGUCCAGAAGGAUCGCAUGGACAAGGCUGCCCAUGUUUUCUCCGAACCUCAGGGUGGUGUCGGCACUAACUAUGAACCAACCAAGCCACAACUACCAGCAGCCUCAUCGAAGGCAUCAAGUCUACGUGCUCGAUUUGAAACCUUAGCUGUAAGCCAAGAAGAUGAAAGAAGGAAACAAGCAGAAGAAGAAAAGAAGAAGCGCUAUGAAGGUGACGCAGCCAUGAUUCAGAAGGAGAAGAUGAGAGUGAUGCACCAGCAAGAAGAAGAAGAAGAGAGACUCAGGAAGCGCAAUGAAGAAGAAGAGAGAUUACGAGAGAAGAGGAAAGAGCUCGUGCUGCAGCAGCAGAGAGAACUGGAGAUGGAAAGUCAACUCAAGGAACAGCCUUAUAUUCCACCCAAGGAGCAACCUCAUGUCCCACCCAAGGAACAACUUGAUGUCCAGCCCAAGGAACAACUUGAUGCUCAUCACAAGGAAGCUGUGAGCAAGAAGUUGUUGAGUGACGACUCUUCACCCCAGGAUGAGAAGGAAGAAGUUGCAGCAAGACAACAUGUAAGUAACUUAAUGUUUAUUACAACCCUCUCACACCAUGCUGUCAGUCUUGACACACGCAAGGUCACCUCUCACACCAUGCUGUCAGUCUUGACACGUGCAAGGUUACCUUUCACACUGUGCUGUCAAUCUUAACACAUGCAAGGUCAC